Capsella rubella is the source of this 1278-nucleotide messenger RNA. RefSeq lists its product as uncharacterized. NCBI's taxonomy places the organism in Eukaryota, Viridiplantae, Streptophyta, Magnoliopsida, Brassicales, Brassicaceae. The transcript is spliced from 2 exons. The record is from RefSeq and is a predicted model, not a curated record. Bases 1 to 1278 code for a protein of 425 amino acids.
AUGCGUCUUGAUAAAUUGCGUUGCCUAACGGCUAUAAUUAUACAAAGAUCAGCCGUUGAUUCUGACUUUUUUUGUUUUUGGCAAUAUCAACAAACGCAAACGGAGAUACAGAAUAUGGCUUUAGGUAGGGAUGAUCCAGAGUUGUUUAUCCCACAUGAAGCAUAUGCUGUUGCUGAGGCUCGUAAUAGGCUAAGCUUGAUUGCUAGGCCCCUUAACCCAAGAGCUCAAAACCUCUUUACUGUCAUUUCUUCACUAUCAAGAACAUGGGGUUUAACUUCAAGAGUCCAUGGAAGGGUUCUAGACGGUACCUUUGUUCAAUUUCUCUUCCGUUCUGAGAUGGAUCUUAUAUCAGUGCAAAGAAGGGAACCAUGGAUAUUCAACAAUUGGUUUGUGGCCUUUCAGAGGUGGGAGGACCAUCCUGACCUGGAUUUCCUCACAUCAAUAGAUCUUUGGGUGCAAAUGAGAGGAAUCCCUCUUGCUUAUGUUGGUGAAGAAACUGUUAUGGAGAUAGCUCAAGUGCUUGGUGAAGUUAUUGAAAUGGACUUUCAUGAAGCCACUACUACUCAGGUAGCGUAUAUCAGAGUUAGAAUUAGAUUUGGCAUAACUGCCAGUCUAAGGUUUUUUCGAAGAGUCAGGUUUGAUUCGGGUGAGAGUGCAGUAAUCCGAUUUCAGUAUGAGCGUCUAAGAAGAAUUUGUAGCAGUUUUUUGAGGUUCACUCAUCACAGGAAUUAUUGUCCUUAUCGUCAACCUUUACCUGUCACAAACACUGGUGCUACAAAUCAUAUAACUGAUGGGAGGGAAAGAAUUGCUUUGCAUGAUGAAAUCCAUAGGUCGGACAUGAAUUCACAAUCUCGGAAUUCUGAUGUUUCCUUCCCUGCACCAAUUUCUCAACCUCCAAGAGUUGAUACGCCACCUCUGAAUUCAAAUGAAAUUGCAGCAGCAAGUCCGUAUUUUCAUCCUUCAAGUGAUGGAAAGUUGCAGAAUUUUGCUGUUCCAAUUCCACAGGCUCCUUGGAGAAGAAAUCAAGCUUCAUCUGGAUCUAACAUUACUCCAACAACUGAGUAUGAGAUCAAUUCACGAGUUUCAAGGAAGUUUGAAGUUGGAGAAUGUUCAAGGAGGCAUGAAGAAGGAGAAACUGUAAAGAGCCAUGAAAUGGAGGAAUCUCAAAAGCGCAAAAUCUCAGAAGUUAGGAAGAAUGAGGCAGAACAAACGAAGCAAAAACAAAAGGUUCAGGAGCAUAGUAAGGGAGGGAUUCUGAAACCUCCAAAGAAACGUUAA